Messenger RNA from Paecilomyces variotii, 2355 nucleotides. Its product is annotated as folic acid synthesis protein. The transcript is spliced from 5 exons. The record is from RefSeq and is a predicted model, not a curated record. Gene Ontology annotation, cellular component: mitochondrial envelope. Bases 223 to 1959 code for a protein of 578 amino acids. Gene Ontology annotation, molecular function: dihydropteroate synthase activity; 2-amino-4-hydroxy-6-hydroxymethyldihydropteridine diphosphokinase activity. Gene Ontology annotation, biological process: tetrahydrofolate biosynthetic process. NCBI's taxonomy places the organism in Eukaryota, Fungi, Ascomycota, Eurotiomycetes, Eurotiales, Thermoascaceae.
CUCCAGCUACACCAUGUGAACCCUACCCACAUAUAUGCCGCCUUGUUAGAUCCGAAUGUUCAUCUCAUCAAUUCGAGAAUUCGUAUGGUAGUCAACAAGGUCAGGUCAUGUGACUUCGCGACAGACGCAAAAAGAAAAGUGGCGGCUCGUGCGACUCGUGACGCAUUCGCCGCCACAGUCGAUCUGCUCGAGUAAGAUCGAGAUGUCUUUUCGGCGCCAGCCAUGAAAGGUAGAAUAACGAGCCGCUGGACUUCCGGCGCAGAGUGGUCGUCCUACCUGAAUUCAACGUCCAACGUCUCGAUCUUCGCAGGCCCAGUGCGACGAGACACGCCCAUCAGACCUUUUUCGAUUCUCUUGAGCAGGGGCUUUUCUAGUACUCCCAGUAAGAAGCAGACCUUUAAUCUCUCGGCGCCAAUCAGUUUGGGUCGGAUCUCCCAGGCUGAUGGGUUCUGUCAACCAUUGAAUAGAGUGUCUGUCAGGAAUGGCAAAUAUCACGCUCAGUGUCCCUCAGUCAGGUAUUUCUCUUGUUCAAAGGUUCCUAUGAGAGAGAAUCGGUCCAAGUCAACAAUGCCUCUCACGAACGGGAGUCAAUCCCACCGGGCUUUCAUUGCUCUAGGGAGCAACGUUGGUGAUCGUAUUGAAACGAUUGAAAAGGCACUUCUCGAACUGGACCGGGCCGGUAUCAGAGUAAAAAGAACCAGUUCUCUGUUCGAGACCGCACCUAUGUAUGUCCUUGACCAGGAGCCAUUUAUUAAUGGUGUUUGCGAGGUUGAAACAACCAUGGAGCCAAUCGAACUUUUGGAUACGCUCCAAGCCAUUGAGACGGGCCUGGGGCGCUACAAGACGAUUGACAAGGGGCCACGGUCUAUCGAUCUCGAUAUUCUGCUGUAUGGCAAUGACAUCGUAUCCCAUCCGCGUCUCAAGAUCCCCCACGCCUUGAUGCUGGAGCGGGAGUUCGUCCUUAGACCACUCUGCCAGUUGAUUCCUCAUGAGCGACCUCCUCUCCCAGGGGAGAAUUUAACUUAUCUCUCCUACCUGAACUCUCUACCUCCGUCAGAGACGCCUCCCGCUCUCACGUCGCCAAUCUCCUCCUCGUUCCCAUCUUUACAUCCUUCGGAUCCGAAGCGCCGCACUCAUGUUAUGGCUAUUCUGAACAUGACUCCCGAUUCCUUCUCCGACGGUGGAUUGCAUUCGCCCGAUGACUUCUCUGCUUUAACUGCAACAGUGCGCAGAUUCAUCGCAGCUGGAGCUACCAUGAUUGACAUUGGGGGUGAGAGCACUCGCCCUGGCUCUGCUCCUGUGGGUGAGGAAGAAGAACUAGCCCGCGUCAUUCCCGCUAUUCGUCACAUCCGUACCUCUAUCCCUGAAGCCCGCAACGUUGCUAUUAGUAUCGACACAUACCGUGCUCGUGUGGCUGCCGAGGCUUGCGCCGCCGGUGCAGAUAUCAUCAACGAUAUCUCCGCGGGAACUCUAGAUCCUGAGAUGCUACCUACAAUGGCCAAGACUGGCAAGUCAGUUAUCCUGAUGCACAUGCGUGGCGAUCCCUCGACCAUGACCAAACUGAUAGACUAUCCUGGGGGCAUCAUCCAAGGCGUAGGAUCGGAACUUCUGGAGCGUGUCCGUGCCGCUGAAAACGCAGGCGUGCGUCGUUGGCGCAUUAUUCUCGACCCAGGGGUCGGAUUUGCGAAGAACCAAUCCCAGAACCUCACGUUGCUCCGAGACAUGCAACAACUGAGAACCAACGUCGAAGGACUGGAAUGCUUUCCUUGGCUCGUAGGUACGAGUCGGAAGGGAUUCAUUGGGCGGAUCACCGGUGUGGAAAAGGCCAGCGACCGAGGAUGGGGCACAGCUGCCGCAGUCACUGCCAGCGUCGCAAGCGGCGCAGAUAUUGCGCGAGUACAUGAUGUCCCAGAGAUGUGCCAGGUGGUGAAAAUGGCUGAUGCCAUUUACAGAGUUUAGAUGAAUAGUCUUUAUAUUCUGCACUGUGCUACAUAUAUAGAGGUUGGCUUUUGUAUGAAUAUGUAUGAUGUGCAUGAGAUACAUGUAAAUAAAAAAAAAAGUUGGAGAAGUAGCUCGUCCUCUGGGCCAUUUGUUACGUAGAUCAAACUGAUAUUGACCUUUCCCGAAUAUAUAUAUAUGUAAUAGAGAACUUGGUAACUAUCUGAGGAAAAGAACCAAUGUUUUGUGAUCAGACCAAUCAGAUCCCCUCAGAUGCAGACGCCGCGUCUCUGGCCUUCUUAUUCACUUAUAUUCAGGUAGUGCCGCAGUAUAAUUGCACAGAAUUACCACCUGGUGCAGGAAGCAGCAGUAGGCAGGGUGAGCAGGUUGACGGUGACUGAAAGGUCGAAAUGAAAU